AUGGCGCUUCCGGACGGGCUGCUGCUUGUUGUCGCUGCGGUUUGUGUCGGUGGCUUUCUGUGCUUCUGCCUUCGCUGCCGGGGGAUCAGAAAGACCUUCUGGAGUAAGAGCUUAUUCAUGAAGGUUAUGGCGCGGACGGAGAAACCACUCUUCCGAAUCGCGUACACUUUGUACACCAGGACUAAACUUGGUUACAUGUUCUAUAAGAGGCAGAUGCGAAAGGCUCGCCAGCGUUUCCCCACCGGUCAUUCGAGUGCACAGCCCAUGGAAAUGAACGGUAUUAAAAUAAUACCAAUUCCAGUACUGUCUGACAACUACAGCUACCUGGUGAUUGACACGGUCUCAAGCAAAGCAGUGGUAGUGGACCCUGCAGAUCCACAGACCGUUCAGGCCUGCGUGAAAGAGGAAGGGGUGUCGCUGGAGGCGAUCCUCUGCACACACAAGCACUGGGACCACAGCGGCGGGAAUAAGGGUCUGAGGAAGCUGCACGGCUCCUGCCAGGUGUAUGGGAAUGCCAUCGACAACAUCCCCGGCCUGACACACCCUCUCUCGGACAAAGACUCCAUAGAAGUGGGCCGAAUGAGCUUCAGGGCGUUCUUCACCCCCGGGCACACUGUGGGUCACAUGAUCUACCUCCUGGAUGGGCGGGCCCUUGGGGGUCCCUGCAGCCUUUUUUCGGGGGACCUGGUGUUCCUGUCGGGGUGCGGGAGAAUGUUUGAAGGCAGUGCCUCUAUGAUGCUGUCGUCCCUGGAUACAGUUGGUUGCCUGAGCGAUGACACUCUUUUGUGGCCUGGUCACGAGUAUGCUGAGGAUAACCUGAUGUUUGCUGCGGAGGUGGAGCCCAACAACACUACCAGGGAGAGCAAGUUCCAGUGGGUCGUGCAGCGGAGGAGUCAGAAGCUGUGUACGAGUCCCUCCACCAUCGGGGAGGAGAAACAGUACAACCCCUUCCUGCGGAGCCACUCCCCUGAGCUGCACCGGGCCCUAGGCCUCCAGCAGGAUCCCAGCGAGGACUGGACCCAGUUCCGGGCCCGAGUCCUGGAGGAGCUGCGCAGGAGGAAGGACGUGUACAAGGGCAGAUAGCGGGCCAGCGGGCCGGCCUGGAGCAGAACCGGCAGCGAAGGACACUCCUGCCGUGCUGUAGAUAGACGGGUGGUCACUGAGGCCUGGGCACACUGGGGUCACUCUGAAAACAAGGUCACUCUGAGUGCUGCUGGCUGUUCUUUUGGAAACAAACACUGAUAACGAAACUGUUUUCCAAACAUUAUGGUACAGAUUGCAUUCCAGGGUCAAAGUGAACAGGUACAGGUUAGCUCAGGGGACUCCUUGCAUGCUCUUUGGAUUUCUAGACCUCUGGCUGCUGCAUUUUUUUGCAAUGUGACAUCUGGUUCUUGAAGCAAUGUGUCAGGUCAGAGGUAAGUGCAAGGAGCAGUUCUACUUCAGAAAACAGUGUCAGUUAAACUUUAUACAUUUUAUGAAAUUAUUGAAGGUGAUUUUAAAAUGUCUAUGGUGAACAAAUAGGAAUUUAUUAUGAUUUAUGAAAAACAUAGGGUUAGGAAUUAUUUCUUCAAAGGCAACUUUAUAUUUUCUGUAACUCUAAUUGCAGGUCAGAUCUUUUGUAACCUCAGCUACAUUUCAUCUGACCUGGUGUGUGUCAUUUCAUUUAUGAAGCUCAUAAUCAACUAAUCAGAUAACAGAUAACUACUGAUGUGUAAAGAGUUGUAAUGAACAAGCUGUGAGAGGUGGUAACUGUGAUUUGACACAUUAAAGCCACAGGUGAGAGAUGGUAACUUUGCUGCCAUGAGAUUUGUGAAAAGAUUUGUGCCAACAUUUGAAAGUUAAGGUAUGGCAGAACAAAGAUUUUUUUGUUGUAAUUAGGGUUGACAUGGACUUUUCAAGACUGGGUAUCCAAACACUGUUUUUCGCGCAGGUUUUGAUUGUACCCUUCAGUACCUGCCGCUGUGUUUAUUUGUGUGCUGCUAACGAGAAAAGUGGCCACAUGCUACAGGCAUCUUAUCCACUGUGUAAAGAAAACUGUCAUACCUGCGACAACCACUGAUGGUACUAAAAGCACUGACAAUAAAAUUAUUAGUUUUUGUUAACGGUAAAUGAUCUGAGUGCGAUUUAUUGUAUGUUCACAUUUAUACAACGCACAAAAUGAGAUUUGAACCCCGUUUGCUGCAUUAACAAAUUGUAUUCAAGGUUUACCCAGCAGCUGUCGGCUACCUCGCCAGCGUAAGACCUCCUAUACAGUUCACACAGAUGGCUUUAGAUGUUCUCAGAGGUGUGGUGCUGAGCGCAAAAAAAUCUACGGCUAUAUAUCGACAUAUAUCUUGUGGAAGCAAUCCAAAGGUUUCAU
Molecule: messenger RNA, 2359 nt
Organism: Megalops cyprinoides (Indo-Pacific tarpon)
Lineage: Eukaryota; Metazoa; Chordata; Actinopteri; Elopiformes; Megalopidae
Gene: pnkd
Product: PNKD metallo-beta-lactamase domain containing
Exons: 9
Coding region: 1-1083 (360 amino acids)
Cellular component (GO): mitochondrion
Molecular function (GO): hydroxyacylglutathione hydrolase activity
Source: RefSeq, a predicted model, not a curated record